Messenger RNA from Naumovozyma castellii, 3705 nucleotides. It is a transcript of the gene SIP3, whose product is annotated as Sip3p. The transcript has a single exon. Bases 1 to 3705 code for a protein of 1234 amino acids. The record is from RefSeq and is a predicted model, not a curated record. NCBI's taxonomy places the organism in Eukaryota, Fungi, Ascomycota, Saccharomycetes, Saccharomycetales, Saccharomycetaceae.
AUGACGGAGGGUUCCGAUGGUAAUAAGCCCAGGCAAUUAAGAUUAAUUUCCGUCACAUUUAAAGAAGCCUCAUUGGAUUCACCAUCGUUUAGAGCUUCAGUGAAUUUUUUCCAAACAAGAGUGGAGUUAUUUGAAGAUUGGAUUGAGAAGACUACUGAUUUCUAUGAUCAUAAAUAUAAGGCAUCAUUUGAAGACUUCCAGCGUGCAAAGGAGACUUUGUUAUCUCAAUUAUUGCCCUCACCUGUGAUGGUAAGUAAUGGGUUUGUCGCAAAUCAGACUCUGACGCCCUUACUUAUUGAUAGUUUUAAUAAAGAUUAUAUGGAAUUCUCUACAAGAAUUAUGAAGAUUGUUCUAGGUGACGAUAUAAGUCAUUCGGCCAAUUUAUUAGAAUUGAUGACUAUAGCCAUUGAACCAUAUAGAAAUAAGAGAAAAAAUUUCGAAUAUUACCAAGGUAAAUUCGAUUCCACUUUGGCUACGUAUCAAAGUGUUAAUGUGACGGCAUCUAAUGUAGAUCCACAAACAAUACGAAAUGACGUUAUGCAAUUAUUUGAAAUUCACAAAAGUUACCUCCAAGCCUCUUUGGACCUAAUUAGUGCAAUUUCAUUGAUGCAGUUGGAAUUAGAUAGGUUCUUGAUGGAAUCAAUGUCCCUGUUGAAGGAGAAGAGCUUAUUUACUUUUAAAGAAUCAGGAAAAGUUAUUGAUUUGGUACCGUCAUUGAAUGAACAUUUGGAUGAUUAUUCCUUGUGGGUUCAAAAUUCUAUUGCCGGGGCCAAGGCUUUAGAUUCUGAUAUUCAACAUGCCAGAAAGCAAAUUUUCGAAUAUACUUUGAAACAAAUCACACCAUCAAAUAACAUAGAAGAUUAUAACGUGAAAAGUAUACGGUCAGCAAAUAUAAUUAAUGCUGCAAAAUUGAAGACUCCUACAAGUUCACCUGAUAAGGCAGGUUGGCUUUUUAUGAAGACACAAGUGGGAAAGCCAGGAAGAACUAUUUGGGUGAGAAGAUGGUGCUUUCUUUCCAAUUCGGUGUUCGGACUAUUCUUACUUUCACCAUCCAAAACAUAUGUUGAAGAGACUGAUAAGUUUGGUGUCUUAUUAACCAAUGUUCGUUAUGCUCCUGAUGAAGAACGUAAAUUUUGUUUUGAAGUUCGUAUUUUGCGUAAUAAAGCAAUUGAAUCCAAUGGCCAUCCAGCAAAGGAUAUCUCUCUGGUGUUCCAAUCUGAUAGUCUUUCAGAAUUGAAAUCCUGGUUAACCGUUUUUGAGUCGGCAAAGAAAUAUGCUUUAUCUUUAGAUUCUAAGUUUUUCCAACAUGAAAUGGCAUUUAAGAGAUUUUCACCUAAAUUUUAUGAAUUUGCAUCGAGUACUACAACAAGUAUAGAUCAACAGAUUACAACGUUUGAUCAAAAUUCUACAUCAUUGACUGAAUCAUUGGAUUACUCCUUCUCUGAAUAUGAAAUUUUGUCAUUAACAAAUAUGAAACUAUUCAAAUUUCAAAUGGUAAUGACCCCAAUAUGUACCAAGAUGACUCAAUUGGCUAUCUUAUCAAACCAUUUCACUAAGGGAAGUUGGUUCCCAAAUGCAAUCCUAGCGAACGUCUGGGGUGUGACUAAUUGGAGUGAGUAUUCAGUAUUCCAUGAUACCAAUAAAUCAAAUCCUCCUCUUAUAUUGCACAAAUCUCAAAAGGCUUUGAAUGCAAUGACAUCUACAGUUUACCCAUCAUAUUAUCCAAAUGAUUUAAAAAUUACAGAUUUACAAUUCAAAAACCUUUUCUUUUCCAUAGACCAAAAGUUGGCAGCUCAAGUAAAUGAAUUUGUUCUCUAUAAGUUUGAUACUUUUUGGAAUCCAAAUAAAAGACAAAGAUUCUUUUCCACAUGUUUUAUCACCAAUGAACAUCUCUAUUACUACAUGAAUUCCAUGGGGUUCAUAUGUUUGAAUAGAUUGAAAUUGGGGGAUAUCGUAUCAGUGGAAGCAGAUAAAUCGUCUAAGAAUUUGAUAAAGAUGUUUGAUAUUCAUGGGAUCCAAAUAAGAUCAUACAUUCUUUUCACAGAUCGUAGAGUUGUGGUGACAAAAAUUCAAUACUUAUUAGAAAAUAAUGCCUCAGAAUCACCAGCAGGAAUAGAAACCAUAUUGAAGAGAUUUGCCAAAAUUGAUAAGGAGUUACAAGAAACAAAGUUACUUGAAAGAAUUGCUCAAGAGAAGGGUAAUUCCACUCCAAACAAUGAAUCAAUGGCAUCCAAUUUAAAUAAAACUGCCCUAGAGACAAGUUUCUGGAAUAUUGAUGCUCCCACUAAUGAACUUAUCACAAGAUUGAAAAACAUUGAAAAAGAAUUCACUGUCACUUAUAAGCAUGAUUAUGAUAUUCCUGCCAAGGGGUUAAUGCAUAUUUUGUUUGGUGAUAGGUCUGAAGCAUUUCCACGUUGUUUAUUUUUAGCUGAUAAAACAAGUAAAAAAAAUUUAUGUUGGGGUUGGAAGCAAGAGAAAAUUGACGAAAAUACGACGCAGUUAGCCCGUACUAUUCAAUUUGAAUUAAAUAAAACUGAUAGUUUUAUUAGUGAUAAGAAAUUCCAUCGUAAUGGUGAAACGGAAGUAUUAAAAGUGAAACAAAGAGUCGUGAAAAUGUUGGAAAAUAGAUACUAUGAAAUUGAUUUGGAUCCUAUUAUUAUUAAAGUUCCAUUUUGUCAUCUUUUGAAAGUGACAAGUAAAUAUAUUAUUACUGAGACUCACAAUACAGAAAAUUUGAAAACGACCAACAUAGACUUGCCAACAAAGGGAUCCAUGUUACAUUUAUACUAUAAGAUUGAAUUUAUCACCUCAAAAGAUGGUAAAACUCUGACUAACAUAAAUAUGUUUGAAAAAUUCCAAAAGAGCUGGGUUCUUCAAUUUGUUAGUAGUGAAUAUCUUCUAAUUAGAAAGGUGAUACGGUUUUACCUUGAAAGAAUUGGUAAGCAUGGUAAAGUGAUUAAAGCCAUCAAAAUAUGCGGUUUGUUGGGUGUUUCAGAAAAUGCAGAGGAUGAGCUUAAGAAGAGGGAUAAUCCAGAAGAGAAAAUUAUUAAGAAGGCGCCCUAUGAUGUGAGAUACUCUUGCCUCAUAUUGGUAAAAAUAUUCAUCAAAUUGUUGAUCUAUCGUUUCAUGAAUACCUUAUUUAUUAGUAUCAGAUUGGUUAUUGGUGUUUUAAUCCAAGUAUAUCUAAAGGUAAAAGAUAUUAACAGAAUUCUAUUUCUAGGACUUGUUAUUUCUGCUCUUUUCAAUAUAUUUCUCUCAGGGAAAAGUGUUGCUUCAUAUUGGUCAGUUAGACGAGCAGAAAACAUAUUUGAAGACUUCAUGCAAGGAGCACAUAAAGGAACUAUGCAAAGAGCCAUUUCCAUCAAAGAUCUUGAUUUAUUGACAAACAGUUUGGCAACUGAAAAUGAUAAUUUAGCCUUCAAGAAAUUCAACGAGGAAGAUGAGGCCAGGGAUGAGCAAUAUAGGGAGACUCGCCAAGAAUUAGCAUUAAGAAGAAACGAACUAUUAGUUGAAUUAAGAAUCUUACAAAAUAUGGAAAGGGAAGUUGUUCAAGGUGAUUACAGAAAGUUCCUACUUCAAGAGAUAGAUAGUUGCACCGUUGUGAAGAGAGAAAUGAAUGACGUCUGGACAAACGACACUCUUUUACAAAAUUACUGCCAUAGCUGUAGCUCAGAAUUCGACAGAUUGAAACAAUUAUUGCUGUGA